Planococcus citri (citrus mealybug) is the source of this 1979-nucleotide messenger RNA. RefSeq names its product transmembrane protein 87A-like. Gene Ontology annotation, biological process: transport. The coding region runs from base 117 to 1484 and encodes 455 amino acids. The transcript is spliced from 11 exons. The record is from RefSeq and is a predicted model, not a curated record. Gene Ontology annotation, cellular component: Golgi apparatus; membrane. Lineage: Eukaryota; Metazoa; Arthropoda; Insecta; Hemiptera; Pseudococcidae.
GCGAGCGAAAACGUUUAUUUAUAGAGUACUUUUUCAUCUCAUCAACAUUUUCUCAUCGUGAAGAUGUAUCACAUUUGUCUCUAGAUUUUUGUUACCUAUUCGCCAGUUUCGCAAAAAUGGUUCAUACUUCGUUUUCUACCCUACUGGUUUUGAUUAUCAAUAGCGCUUUUAUUUCACCGAACAGAGAUCGUCUCAGAUGGAAUUUAUUUUCUACAAAGAUGGAGAGAAAUGCAGUUAUAGGCCCCAACUCGUCUCAAGAAUUUUAUACCUUCCGUUCAGGAGGAAGUUUAUUUCAAGGCUCACAAAUCAGCCUACAAAUAUCCUGCGAACCGGAUAAUUAUACGAAUAACGUAAAUGUAGAAUAUGCCCUAAUACAAAUCUCCAGCUGGGACGAUUAUUUGAAUGCGGCUAAUUUCAGCACGCUGUCAUUGAGCGAUAUACGAGCUAUGUACUUUACUGGCGAGAAUCGCAAAAAUGGUCAUGAAUUUUACAUUAGAUCUGGACUUCAGACGGUACAUUGCGAGGGUUAUAAAUCACUUCUUAACAUCACUAGAGAUGGUUUGUACUUGCUGAUAUUACAAAUUUCACAUCCGAAAUCUUACAUGGGUAAAAAGAAUAUUGACACCAACACAAACAUUGUUCUAAAUGAAUGCGUAUUGUUGCCGCUUUACUUCGUCUUUCGCUUAGUGUAUGCAUGUCUUGCUUUAAUUUGGGGUUUUGUGAUUUUGAAAUUCUGGAAUAAAGAUUUACUUCCGAGAGUACUGUUAUGGAUCGGCGCUAUAAUACUGAUGGCACUUAUAGAAAGCACAAUAUAUCACCAAGAAUACAGUACUCUUUGCGAAACCACGCAAUCUUUCACUCCAACAAUGGUAUUUUUGGCAGAACUAUUUUCAACGCUAAAGCGUACGCUUACUGGAAUGCUAGUCCUGAACAUGAGUGUUGGCUGGAGCAUCGUUGAGCCUAAUCCGAAAGUGGGGUCUCAUUUGUCGCGAGUUUCCCUCGUCGGAAUCAUAUAUUUCAUUUUAGCCGCAAUCCAAUCUUACGUUCGGAUUUGGGGACCUCAUGAUUCGUCCUACUUGUGGACCAUGAUUGGUAUAUUGCUGAUGUCACUCGAAUCGUUCGUUUGUUGUUGGAUUUUUUACUGUCUUGCGCAAACGAAGCGUUUAUUACAGGUGCAAAGAAAAUUCGUGAUGUUGUCAGCGUACAAAUGUCUCACCUUCGCAUUACUCGCUUAUAUUGUCAUAGACAUCAUAUACGCAAUAUACUGCGUGAAUAUCCUCAGAGCUCCAUCCUAUUUCGAUCACUGGGCAACAUUAUGGACCAACAACAUUAUCUGGGAUUUCAUAUUUUUUUGUAAAUUACAUGUAUUUAUUCAGCUUUAUUUGGAACUUUUUUAUACUGGUUUCCGGGCCUCGAAUCCUAAACCUAAACCAUCAGCGAAAACCCAAAAAAAGAUUUGUUAUUCCACCUUUGCUAAUGUAUGAAUUCGAUUCGCAAAAUCAACGAUUUGCCCGACUCAUUUCUGCAUAUUUGUAUCCUGCCUAACUGACUGAUGUGGGUCAACGAAGAGUUUUGGCAGUUAUUAUUCUUGCUUUACACUUAAGCCUACUAACAAUUUUUGAUGAUGUAUGUACUUGGACGUUUCAGAGGAGGCCCGGCCCUAGGGCGCUUAAGCUCCAACAAAAACUGUACGAUAUGAUGACAGAUGUUGCAGCCACAUGCCCAUUGCCCAUCUGCCAUCCGGUCAAAAAUAUAAGAUUACCUAUAUUAUAGAUGCAGGUAGAUUAGGUAUAAAAGAAAAUAAUUAAUUAAUUCUUUAUUUUUGUAAUUUUGUAGUUUUUUUCAAGAUUUUAGCCUUUAGAGGCUUUAGAUUUUUAUUUUUAAAAUGUAGAAGAAAAAAAUAAGGACGAUGACGACCAUCUGAUUAUUUUGUACCUACUUCCAGUUCCAGUAAUAAAAAAAAUAUUUAUACGUUUAAA